AUGAAGGUCGUGGUUUAUUUCACUCUCCUCACCUCUGCAGUUCAUGCUGUUGUGCUGAGAAAAAGACAAAGUUGCCCGCAGGUUUGCGAUACCUCUCAGUGCCCAGCCCCGCCGCAGGCCUGUUACUACGGCCAGGUGAAGGAUGGAUGCAGCUGCUGCUUGGUGUGCGCAGCCGGGGAGGGGGACGCCUGCGGGGAUCUGAGCGGUGGCGGCCUCUCCUGCGGUGACGGGCUGCUGUGCGAGUCUGUCCCGGGGAAGCUCGAUAGGAUCCACAGCUCCUGCGUGUGCGCCUCCUCCGGCCCGGUGUGCGGCAGCGAUGGCAGGACUUACCCCAGCAUCUGCCGUCUGAGAGCCGAGAACAGGAGAGCCGAGCUCGAUGAGGCCCCCACGGUCAUUUUGAUCCAGAGAGGUUGGUGUGACUCAGGAAUGCAACAUCAAGGAAGUAUGCGCUACAAGUUCAACUUCAUUGCAGAUGUGGUAGAUAAGAUUGUCCCAGCUGUGGUGCAUCUGGAGCUUUUCCAAAGAGUGCCAUUUUCCGGUGAGGAGAUCUCUGUGUCAAGUGGCUCUGGGUUUGUAGUGUCAGAGGACGGCUGGACCGUCACUAACGCUCACAUACUUACCAACAAACAGAGGAUAAAAGUCGAGUUGAAAAGUGGUGUGCACUAUGAUGCUACAGUCAAGGAUGUGGACCAGAAGAUGGACAUUGCACUCAUCAAAAUCGAACCAGAUAGUCCCUUGCCUGUGCUCCAUCUCGGCCAGUCCUCAGACCUGCGCCCCGGUGAGUUCGUGGUGGCUGUGGGAAACCCUUUCUCCCUUCAGAACACCGUCACAACCGGCAUUAUCAGCACUGCCCAGCGCAAUGGCCUGGAGCUGGGCUUUAAGGACUCGGACAUGGACUACAUCCAAACUGACGCCAUCAUUAAUUAUGGCAAUUCUGGUGGGCCGCUUGUCAACUUGGAUGGGGAUGUAAUAGGUAUUAAUACUCUGAAAGUGGCAGCAGGAAUCUCUUUCUCCAUCCCUGUGGACAGAGUACGUCAAUUCCUUGCUGAUUCCUACAUCAGACAAGUCAAUGGAAAUACAGGACAAAAAAAGAAACACAUAGGUCCGGAUGCUGCAGCUCUCACCAGCCGCUGGCAUAAUCAAUCACGACGUCAUCAUCGGCAUCAAUGGGCAGCCCAUCCACACCAUAGAGGAAGUGAGGGAAGCUGUCCAGAAUGGUCGUGAACUUUCAGUGAUGUUGAGACGAAAGGAUAAGGAUGUCGUGCUAACUAUCAUUCCUGAGGACUGACUGAUACCACUGCCUAUACAUGUCAGCAAUUAAAGACAAAACAUACUUUAACAUACUGUACCGCUGGUAAUACAGCUGUCGGGGAUGUACCCUGCGUUAAUUGGUCUAUUUUGUGGUCACGAGUGAGAACAUUUUAUCAGUUCCUCAGGAUGAAGGCGCAAGGGCUCCUUUUUAGAGCUGCCAUUUUACACAGAAGUUCAAUGAUCUUAAGGAAGAAAUCGUCAAAGGAUAGACAAGGUUCUACACCUAUGACACGAAGCAACUAAACACAAUUGUAUCACAGCCCAGUCUUAAAAUGCAGAAACAUUCCAAUGCCCAUACACCCUAUUUUGAAGCAGUAAGAUGGAAAUUAAUGACUGAAGUAUAAUUAGACAGAAAACAGGUUUGUACACCAAAGAAAUGAACUAUCUGUGGUCACGAAAUGACUUGUGGAAUACAAUGAACGUGAAAAACUGGUGGAUAGAGGGUGAGUCCACCCAAAGCCAUGCAGAUACUUUUGAUUUUAUUUGCCCAAGUUUUAAAAAGUCCAUCUCUGAGAUUUAUGCCUCCACCCUGAUUUGUGGUGCUCACACCAUUAGAAAAUGUCAUUUUUGCUCCAGAUUGUGUAUA
This is a messenger RNA of Epinephelus lanceolatus (giant grouper), 1897 nucleotides long. It is a transcript of the gene htra4, whose product is annotated as HtrA serine peptidase 4. Lineage: Eukaryota; Metazoa; Chordata; Actinopteri; Perciformes; Serranidae. The record is from RefSeq and is a predicted model, not a curated record. Gene Ontology annotation, biological process: positive regulation of apoptotic process; programmed cell death; proteolysis. Gene Ontology annotation, cellular component: extracellular region. Gene Ontology annotation, molecular function: serine-type endopeptidase activity; protein binding.